Messenger RNA from Chenopodium quinoa (quinoa), 1643 nucleotides. RefSeq names its product transcription factor TCP12-like. Gene Ontology annotation, cellular component: nucleus. The record is from RefSeq and is a predicted model, not a curated record. Lineage: Eukaryota; Viridiplantae; Streptophyta; Magnoliopsida; Caryophyllales; Amaranthaceae. Gene Ontology annotation, molecular function: DNA-binding transcription factor activity; sequence-specific DNA binding. Bases 336 to 1421 code for a protein of 361 amino acids. The transcript has a single exon. Gene Ontology annotation, biological process: regulation of secondary shoot formation.
UCUUAAGAAAAAUUACAUGAUUGUAUGUAAUUUAUGAAUGUAGCAAGCAAGUAGAUCAAUAUAGAAAUGAAAAAUAGAACAAGUAAAUUGAGACGGAAAGAGUGUUACUUUCUUUUGCCCCACCUUAUCAUAAUGGUUGUCGUACAUGUUAAAAAUUAAAUUAAAAAAACUCCUUUAAUAGUUAUGUGCUACCCAUUAUCAACAGCUAUAUUCAACAAACAUCUAGAUUUUUCUCCCUCCCUCCCUAAGAACCCUAACUUUUUUUUUUAACACUACUAGGAGUAGUAAUUAAUUAUUAACAUAGUUUCAACAUCAAAAGACAAAUAAAUGUAACCAUGUUUGAUUCAAAUUACAAUGCAAAUAGUAUUCUUCCUAUUUAUCAAAACAAUACCCAUCACCACCCUUUUGAUGAUCAUCUCUUUAAUAACUUUCCUAGUCACUUGCUUGAUGAUGAUGAGCUUUUUUUAGACACCAUUUUGCCCUACAACACUCCCCCACCACCGCCACCGCCACCAUCACUAGUAUCAACUACGAUCAAUGAAACUACCAACGUAGAUCAACACAUUGGAGGGAGUAACAAUCCCGGUGAGAAGGCGGCACCAAAGAAAGGGAUCAAGAAGAAGCAAGACCGUGUAGGAGGAUCAUCAAAAAGAAGGACGGGGAAGAAAGAUAGGCAUAGCAAGAUACAUACCGCUCACGGUCCGAGGGAUCGGAGGAUGAGGUUGUCUCUCCAAAUAGCAAGGAAGUUCUUUGAUCUACAAGAUAUGUUGGGAUUUGACAAGGCGAGCAAGACGAUUGAGUGGUUGUUUAACAAAUCUAAGGCGGCUAUUAAGGAUCUUUCCGACAAGAGUUGCACUAGUAUCUUACCUUCAUCUCCUUUAGAAGAAAUGAUUAAAGGUGAUUGUAGUAAUAACAAAGAGAAAUUAUUGUGUGAAGAAAUGAUGAACAAGAAAAUGGGAGAAAAUAAUAGUAAUAAUAACAACAAUAAUAAUAAGAAGGGAGGAAUAAUGUUUAAAAUUAAUGAGAAAAGGAAGGAGGCAAGAGCUAGGGCAAGAGAGAGGACAAAAGAGAAGUUAUUAAUCAAGAAUAAUAAUAAAGAAUACCCUUUAGAAAUGGAGGAAAACCCUAAUUCUCUUGAUAAUGUUAUGAGGGUUAAUGAAGUAAACCAACAACAACCAUUAGAAGAUCAUAUGGCUUCUGUGGGUAUCAUUGAGAAAUUCUUGGCCACCACGGCCUCUUCGUCGAUUGAUGAUUCUCAAGAUGAAGCUCUUGCUAGGGCAUUUUCCAUGGAUUUAGGGCAAUUUGGGGCGAUAUCUACUACAAUGGAGGGUACAAUGGUUGUGAAUUCCGAGUACAAUAAAGUCCAAGGCCAUAAUUGUGCAUUCAUGGACAGGACAUACAACCAAGGAUAUAUUGAUUAAGGUAUGUAUGGUUUAGUAUUUUCCUAAACUAUAUGUAUAAAUCUUUUGUUGAUUCAUUAUUGUAGGGUUCAAGUAGAAUGAUUAAUGACUCUAAUUAAGAGUGUGUGGUUUCAUGUAUGUGUGUUUUCUUGGUUAUUUUCCGAGUGUAAGGAUAUGAUUAAUUGUGUAUAGUGCUUGUUUUCUAAAUUAAUGGAUGAGAUUGAAGUUCUUUGAAGUCUUGGA